AGGCCCCGAGCGUGUCUUUUGCUGGUGGAUCCCUUGUACUUGUGGGAGGGGGAAAGCAGCUUAUCCAACCAGAACUUGUUUUUCUUUUUUUUUUUCCCCCCUACCAGGAUGUAAGUCCACCACAAAGGAACUGAAGUUCAAAUAAGGCUGCUUUAGCCUUGCAUGAAACGAUGGAUUCAAAACUUUAGAACUGGAAUGCUGAGGUCUCCUCUUUCACUAAAAGAAAGUCUUGCUGUACCUCCACACUUACACUGUGGGGAUGUGCGGCUUAGACUAAGUAGCCAAGCUGUGAAAAGUCUUAAAAAAGAAAAAGAGAAAAAAAGAAAGGAAAUAAUUUUGUAGAACAUCUAGUUAUUUACUUUUCUAAUUACAGUACAUCAUACGGAGCUUUUCAGCUGUAGAUUUUAGGUCACAUUCACUGAAGAGAGAUUCUUCUGAUACAAUCAACAAAGUGAGAUGUCACAACUCCUAUGGACCAGCUGUUCAGUUAACCUUUGAUGAAAGCACGCUAAGGACUGAAGAAAAGCCAGAGGAGACAGGAUUUUAAAAGUUCUUUGUAGAAGAAAAUUUGUCCAGAAAUAAAGGAACAUGAUGACAGCAAGAUUCAUCUGUUUAAUGUUAAUAGCUGUUCUGGGAGCUACUGCAAGCAAAACACAGGAAUUUGAAAGCAAUGAUGAGGAAACAGAGCAAGAAUUCAUUUAUACCAACAGGUACAAGCGUUCCAGCGACACACAGGACAAGUGCACUUACACCUUUAUUGUACCUCAACAGAGAGUGACAGGUGCCAUUUGUGUUAAUUCGAAGGAACCUGAGGUUCUACUUGAAAACAGGGUAAAUAAACAAGAAUUACAGUUACUUAACAAUGAACUUCUUAAACAAAAGAGACAAAUAGAAACUCUCCAGCAAUUGGUAGAAGUGGAUGGUGGGAUUGUUAAUGAGGUUAAACUUUUACGAAAAGAAAGCAGAAAUAUGAACUCUCGUGUCACACAACUCUAUAUGCAACUACUACAUGAAAUUAUCCGAAAACGGGACAAUGCCUUAGAACUUUCCCAACUUGAGAAUAAGAUUUUGAACCAAACUGCAGAUAUGUUGCAGCUUGCAAACAAAUACAAAGAUUUAGAGCACAAAUACCAACAUUUGAUGUCAAUUGCCAAUAAUCAGUCAAUAAUAAUAGCCCAACUGGAAGAACACUGUCAAAGAAUGCCAUCCAUAAAGCCAUUGCCACAGACUCCACAGCCACCAAACAAAGUGUACCAGCCUCCUACUUACAAUCGCAUUAUUAACCAGAUAUCUACUAAUGAGAUUCAGAGUGACCAGAACUUAAAGGUUCUGCCACCUACCUUACCAACCAUGCCUGCAGUCACUAGCAUUCCAACAUCAACUGAUAAGCCAUCCGGUCCCUGGAGAGACUGUCUACAGGCAUUAGAAGAUGGCCAUGAUACAAGCUCCAUCUAUCUUGUAAAACCAGAAAACACAAACCGACUUAUGCAGGUCUGGUGUGAUCAACGGCAUGACCCUGGUGGCUGGACAGUCAUUCAGAGACGGCUGGAUGGGUCUGUCAACUUUUUCAGGAACUGGGAGACAUACAAGCAAGGAUUUGGUAAUAUAGAUGGAGAAUAUUGGCUUGGUUUAGAAAAUAUUUAUUGGUUAACAAAUCAAGGCAACUAUAAACUCCUUAUAACAAUGGAAGACUGGUCAGGUCGAAAAGUAUUUGCUGAGUAUGCUAGCUUCAGACUGGAGCCAGAAAGUGAAUAUUACAAGUUGAGACUGGGACGCUACAAUGGCAAUGCUGGAGACUCUUUCACUUGGCACAAUGGGAAACAGUUCACCACGCUGGACCGGGACCAUGACGUAUACACAGGUAACUGUGCUCAUUACCAGAAGGGAGGAUGGUGGUACAAUGCAUGUGCUCAUUCAAAUCUCAAUGGAGUCUGGUAUCGAGGAGGACACUACCGCAGUCGGUAUCAGGAUGGUGUUUACUGGGCUGAAUUCCGGGGGGGAUCAUAUUCACUAAAGAAAGUUGUUAUGAUGAUAAGACCUAACCCCAACACAUUCCACUGAAAUUCUUCUUCUAUUGGUUUGUUUUCCUGAUUGUUUGUUUGUUUGUUUGUUUUUAAAGAAGCAUGUAAAGCUAUACUGUUAUUAUCUGAAAUUAUCUUUUCAGAAACAAGGUAUGUAAGAUAUUGUACAUUUAUUGCUAAGAUAUGAGGGCUUGUAUAUUGUAUUUUGAGGAAUCAUUCCAGGGAAAAAAAAAAAAAAAAAAGAAUUCAAAUGACAUAACAUUCAAAAUGUCUCUUUGUACUGAAGGCAAAUAUUAAGCCUUUUAGAACUGGCAGUUGAGAUGGACUGUAGAUAAACUUUCUGGUUUUUAUUCCCUGUAAAUUAAGUUAGAUGGUAAAAAUACUACCACAACAUUUAAAUAUUUUUGUAUGUUAUGAUAUGUAUAAAUAUUCUCAAAUAUAGGAGAUAUUACGAACUGUACAGCAAGAGUUUUAUUAUUAUUAUUAGCAAUCCUUUGACACAGGAAAUCAUAUCCUUUGGACUACGUAGCUGGUAUAUGUACAUUGGUGAGAUUAUUCUAAUUUAAUCUUUGUUAACUGCCAUUAAUAAAGUUAGCACUAUCUGCUGACAAACUUAAACUAUAUACUCAAACUAUUAUUGUCAUGAUAAAUUCAAACUGUCCCCUUCACUUUGAGCCUUUUAAUACAUCUGCUCCUGUCAUUUACUAUUCAAUUUUGAUUCAAAUAUUUUAGAUUAAAAACUCGAGUCAUUUUUCACAUCAAAAUGAAGUGGCAACUUAUAUACGGAAAUUGACUCAGAUUUACAAUGGCUAUAGCAUGUUGCAGAGCCAACAUGUUAUACUGAACAACAGAUGUCACAUUAUUUUGUACCUGACUUCAGCCAUUACCUGCUAUGUAGCCUCUGUAGUCAGAAUGGCUGGAUACAAAUUAAAGGGACUAUCCAACUUUGCAGGCAAAUGAUGGAUACCAGUAUAUAAUCUAUUUAAUCCCCUUAGCGAGUAGAUGAAAAUUAUAUAAAGAAGUUAUCUGUAGUCAAGAGCAAUUAUUUACCAUAUUUCACAAUUAUAACAUAUUAUUGUUUGUCAAUUUCUUAAACAGAUUUACUCAUCUAUAUUUAGAGGUCAGUAACAACUAUGAAAUACUGAGUAGGACAGUUCUAAUAUUCUGCGGAGGUCAGUUUAUAGAACAGAUUGUUGUAAUGCCCAUUUCAAAACAGAAAUUACCACAAAAAACGUAAGUUAGAGAACGCAUAUAUGAGUGAAAGCAAAAACCCCUAGCGGUUCAAUGUAUUUUUCAGUAAGCCUGUGAGAUUGAGUGUGUGCGCACGUGUGUGUGCGCGUGUGUGUACUCAUGCACGCUUUUUCCCUUUUUACCUCAUCACUUCUUUACAAACGUAUGAUGUGCAUUAAAGUGAUGUCUGAUGUAGCAUGUGUUGUAUAUAACUGAAAGUAGGGUUUUUAAUAUAUUAUUAGAUUAUUCCUGUAACAUUGCAUUCCUUUAAUAAAGCAACGUUAUUUUGACAUA
Molecule: messenger RNA, 3545 nt
Organism: Dromaius novaehollandiae (emu)
Lineage: Eukaryota; Metazoa; Chordata; Aves; Casuariiformes; Dromaiidae
Gene: ANGPTL2
Product: angiopoietin like 2
Exons: 5
Coding region: 589-2061 (490 amino acids)
Source: RefSeq, a predicted model, not a curated record